Messenger RNA from Paramecium tetraurelia, 963 nucleotides. RefSeq lists its product as uncharacterized. NCBI's taxonomy places the organism in Eukaryota, Ciliophora, Oligohymenophorea, Peniculida, Parameciidae. Gene Ontology annotation, molecular function: protein binding. The record is from RefSeq and is a predicted model, not a curated record. The transcript has a single exon.
AUGGAAGUCUUAGAUGAAGUGUAUUAAAAUCUAAAGAUAUUACAUUCAACCUCUAUUGAUGGCUCUGUAAUUUGUGAUGUCAAUCUAAAUGUUAAUAAAAUUGCUAUCAUUAUCGGGACUCAAAAGUCAUAAAACUCUAGAUCAUAAAAUCCAGUCCUACAUCUCUAUUCAGCUUCAACAGCCGAAAAAGAGCGAGAAUUGGUUUUACCUGUCGACUAUUUAAAAUCACUUAAGUUUUCUUAGACUGGAUAAUUUUUAAUUGCAUAUGGUUUAGCAAGUGAUAUAAUAGUGAUAUCUAUUAAUGACCGUGAUCAAAAAUUACAAAUUUUAAAAGGUCACUCAUAUUUUGUAGAUUCUAUUCACAUCCAAAAAUAAGAAAAAUUAUUUGUAUCCGCAGCAUCUUUUGAUUAUUUAUGUCUUUGGAGUUUGGAAGAGUUCAAACUAUUAAAAAAGAUUUCCACUCAAGAACAACAAAUAAGUGAAAUUUACUCUUUAGCUUUGUCACAAUCUAAUCAUUUCUUGGCUGUAGCCACUUCAGAUGAACGAUUAAUCAUAUGGAAUUAUUAAGGAGGCUCAAUCACAAAAAUCAUACAAUUUAAAGACGGUCUCAAUUAUUUAGAAUAUCCCCACCAAAGUAAUAAUGUACUCUUUGCCUAUAGAAAAGCUUCAAACUCCUUAAUCUUAUUGAAUCUCAAAGCGGCAACCAUUAUAAGAUAAUUGGAACUCUUUUCAGUUAGAUUAGUCAAUAUAGAUUUUAUAUAAGAUUCAAAUCUAAUUACAAUAGCUUAAAACAAUCUAUUUUAAAAAUAAGGAUGUGUGUCUUUAUGGGAUUGGCAAAAAGGAAACUUAUUGAUUAAACAAAAUUUAGACGACUCAGUCAUAAUUUUGAAGGCUCUUGAGAAGAAAAAAGUCUUAAUAACUAAAGAUAAUUAUUCUAUUAAAUUUUGGAUGAAUAAGCAAUGA